Messenger RNA from Schistocerca americana (American grasshopper), 2434 nucleotides. Its product is annotated as sodium channel protein Nach-like. Gene Ontology annotation, biological process: sodium ion transmembrane transport. The record is from RefSeq and is a predicted model, not a curated record. Gene Ontology annotation, molecular function: ligand-gated sodium channel activity. NCBI's taxonomy places the organism in Eukaryota, Metazoa, Arthropoda, Insecta, Orthoptera, Acrididae. The coding region runs from base 105 to 1985 and encodes 626 amino acids. Gene Ontology annotation, cellular component: membrane. The transcript is spliced from 12 exons.
CUCCGAACCUGGCACUGCAAGCCACAUGCAUACAUCUCGCCUAAUAAUAUUAUCUACCGCGAUGAAAGGCAAUGACAGGAGACAGUUGAAGGCAUGGAGAUGAAAUGGCCAUUCCUACACGGCCUACGCCACGACGACGACGAGCGCUUCGUAGACAGAGAGCGUCUAGGAUUCGGGCUUUGGUGGUACGGCUGCAGCGGAACCUUCGGCGUCAUUUCUACGGGUGGGCAGCGGCGAUGGAGUCGGGUGGCAAGUUCCGCUCUGCGCUGCGGCUGAUGUACCUCGAGUUCGCUGCCAACACGGGUAUCCACGGUCUAAAGUACAUCACCGAGGACGGCCGGCGGCCUUUCGAGAGGGUGCUGUGGGCGGUGGUGGUGCUGCUGGGCGUGAUCGGCGCGGCGUUCAUGGCCAACAACUUCUGGCAGCGCUUCUCGGAGAGCCCGACGCGCGCCAUCGUCGAGACCAACCACUACCCAUCCUACCGCAUACCCUUCCCGGCCAUCACACUCUGCAACGCCAACGUCUUCUUCCGGUCGCGCGCGCAACAGCUCGUACAGUACCUGUCCAGGGAGAGCAAUAUGACGGAGGCGGAGGUGUGGCAGGGCCUGGAGAGGCUGCGGCAGCUGGUGGCGCCCCGGCCAGAGGGCGAGCCGGAUGCGGAUCAGCGCAGGCUGGCGGCAGAGAUGCAGGGGCUGCUCGACUCCAGGGGAAUCACCGUCGAGGCCGCCGUCAGACAGGUCAGGCAGGCACUGGGUGGCGCGCUCCGCCAUCCGAGCUGCCCCAUCCUGGGCUCAACACAGCGGAUGAGCCAGCCGUGCGACCAGCUGCUGGAGGGUUGCAAGUGGAAGGGUGAGGAGACUUCUUGCCACAAGCUCUUCACUUCGCGACUCUCCUACCUCGGCUUCUGCUGCUCCUUCGGCUACCGUGGAGAUGUCCGCGUCACCGACAGAUCUGGAAAGGCACAGGUGGUUCGCUCCAAACAGUACCUGCACUACACGCGCUACUACAGCCACCGCAUGGGCCUCACUGCGCUGCUCAACCCACAGCUACACGACUACUGGGUCAACUCACUCUUCUCCAGUGGCGUCAGGCACCAGCAAGCCCACCUUGUUUAUGUGCAGCGAGCGCUGCUGAUGUGGUCUGUCCAGAUGCUGGUGCAUGGGCCGGAUGACUUCCCUGAGGAGUCGCUGCUGGAGAAGGUGCUGCCCCCGGGCCGCGAGCUGCUGCUGCGGCUGUCGGCCACGUUGUCAUAUUGCACGCGCGCAGUGCAGUCGGUGGCGCCGCAGGUGCGCGGCUGCGUCUUCCCCGAGGAGCGCCACCUGCAGCUCUUCUCCAGCUACAGUGCUGCCAACUGCCUGGCCCAGUGCCGCGCUGAUGCCAUCGCACGCCUCUGCCACUGCAUGCCCUUCUACUACAGCAGUGCUGGUGACCACAGGGAGUGUAAUUUACGUGACAUCCCCUGUCUAAACAAGUAUUAUUAUAUGCUGCGAACUCGUCGUCACCUGGAUGAGAGUCCAUCGAAGCAAAUGAAUGCCUCGAUUGCAUGUCACUGCCCCUCAUUGUGCAAUGUUGUAGAGUACGAUGUACAGUACUCGAGUGGUGACUUUGAAGCCAGUCAGUUCAUGCCUGAUGAGUUCUUUUCUGGCAAAAAUGUUACGGGAAGGAUAUUGUUCCACUUUUACUUUGGCAGUCAUGUGUCAACUCGAACCAGACGAGACAUCAUAAGUUCCUGGAAUGAUUUGCUUUCCUCGCUUGGAGGAAUCUUCAGCUUGUUUCUAGGCUGCAGCUUCAUGACAGUCAUUGAGCUACUGUAUUUCUUCACACUGAGGCUGUUUCUACACAUGAGGAGUUUCAAUACUGUCGCUCCAAGACGCAGGAAGAAAAUGAGAGUGGUGAAUCUCAGCUCAAAGACAGGCCAGCAAGAUGUCUUCACCCUACCAGUCCCACUGGACAAUGACAACAUUGUGAAACAUCGUUUCUUCUGACUUGAAACUCAUCACCCAUUUGUUCUUGUGUAACAUCUGUGGUGACUAAGAGAGAAAGAGAGAGAGAGAGAGAGAGAGAGAGAGGAGUGUAUACUGUGAUUUUUACUUCAGUACUGAUUGUGAUAAUUUUUGUACCUGCAUCUGUGAUACAAAAAUAUACAGAAGAAAUAAAAAGCUGAUUAAUGCAUAUGAUGUGUACAUAACACAGAAGCUUGUCUCAGUCGAAUAGAAACAGAUACAGAAUGUUAAAAAUAAAUGGUACUGAAAAAGUCUUGUGUUAAAAAACUGUGCCAUCAAGAACAGAGUUCAUAGCUGAUUCACUCACAUGUAGUGUCACAGAGAUAUCAUAGUAUAAUAAAUUAUUCAGAGAUUAGACAAGCAGUACAAUAGAAGAGAGAAAUAUUUCUGUAUUACAGUAACAAAUAAGUUUUAUUAAUGAUAAACUAAUA